CUACUGCUAGCUUCACCAUCAAGUUUCUAUUUGAAUUUGCCGCUACCUUUUUGUACCCAUUUUUCGCCAUUUUUGCUGCGUACGCAAUUUUAAGUAUAGGAAGUGCUAUGGAAAUAAAAGAAUUUGAAAUACCAGUGCCUUGGGGCCAUGUCGCAGUGAAAGCUUGGGGUGUUGAGACCAAUACACCGGUACUCACAAUCCAUGGAGUAUCGGACAAUGUUGGCUCCUUCGAUAGACUGAUACCACACUUACCUGACACAUUUUAUUAUAUAUGCAUCGAUCUACCGGGUCACGGAAGGUCAAGUCCUUAUCCACCUUAUUUGCUGAUUACGGCGUUAAAUACGAUAUUAACAAUGAAAUUAGUAGUAGAUUAUCUUAACCGGAAGGAGUACAUAAUAAUGGGGCACAGCUGGGGUGGACAAUGUGCAAUAUUAUUUACACAACUAUAUCCCGAAUAUAUUCUUAAACUGGUUGUGCUGGAUUGCUUCUACUUAUUUCCAAUAGAGGCCAAAAACUUUAAAGAAUCCUUAAGAACACGCAUCGACGGCCUGAUUAAACUAAGUAAAAAUACUGCCAACAGAAAACCAGCAUAUUUCACGUACAACGAUGCCAUAAAUAAAAUGAUCGACGGUAGAUUUGCUGGUAUGGUUUUGUCCAAAGAGGCUGCUGAACCUAUCGCAAAUCGGGGAUUAGUAGAUCAAGGAAAUGGCCUGUACAGUUUUGCUGUGGAUCCCAGGAUGAGGUACUUUACCAAUCUAAUGACUUCUUUCGAAUAUUUGGGAGAAAUUGUAAAUAAGUAUCCGCUAGUUUGUCCCGUAUUAAUUAUAUAUUGUUCCGAUUCCGAUUUUCAAUAUUAUGUUCUAAAGAGUGUUGUAAAUGAGUACCAGAAAUGCAAAAAUAUUUCUAUAGUCCAGGUGCAUGGCAGUCACGAUGUACAUAAUAAUACUCCGGAAAUUGUGGCACCUCUAGUGUCAACAUUUUUAACAAGUAUAGCUAGCAAAUUGUAACAAAAUUAGUUUAUUAGUUUUUAACAUAGUAGUACUAUAGUUUUUGGGCAGGAAGGGGGGUAUUUUGAAAAUUAACCUACAUUUUGUAGUUUAAUUUGAAUUUGUUUUAUCCACAUUACAACUUACGGUUGGUGGGUAGUUCAGAAUUUUUAUUUUUAAUUAAAAACAGUAUUUGGGAAAUAAAAUUUGUAGAAAUUC
Photinus pyralis (common eastern firefly) is the source of this 1205-nucleotide messenger RNA. RefSeq names its product serine hydrolase-like protein. The record is from RefSeq and is a predicted model, not a curated record. The transcript is spliced from 2 exons. Lineage: Eukaryota; Metazoa; Arthropoda; Insecta; Coleoptera; Lampyridae. Bases 108 to 1007 code for a protein of 299 amino acids.